Molecule: messenger RNA, 3401 nt
Organism: Mercenaria mercenaria
Lineage: Eukaryota; Metazoa; Mollusca; Bivalvia; Venerida; Veneridae
Exons: 2
Coding region: 284-2083 (599 amino acids)
Biological process (GO): positive regulation of DNA-templated transcription
Cellular component (GO): nucleoplasm; chromatin
Molecular function (GO): ubiquitin-protein transferase activity; zinc ion binding
Source: RefSeq, a predicted model, not a curated record
CGUGGUCGACCUAUACCUCGGUUACUAUAGACAGGAUUUAACAAGUUUACACAAAAUGCAGUUACGGAAGUCAUAAAGAGAAUUUAGUUUAUUUCAACAAAUUGGAGAUUAAAAAUGGAAUUUUGGAUAGAUCUAUAGUUUUGUUAUAUGAAUUAAAUUUGAGAUAUUAUAAUUGUGUUAAAUGUCUAUGGUAUUGCAUUUGUCUUUAUUAUUGAAUUUCUCAAUGUACUGUAGGUAAUAUCUAGAUCAUCUAGUUUUACUGUUGUCAGUGUGUACAAUCAUAAUGAAAAUGGCGUUUGGAGGCAGUAUAAAUACUAACGUUCUGCAAGAUGAUACAUUUGAUCUACUAUGUACUAUGUGUGAGCAAAAAGUUAGAAAUAGAGAAGCAGAAAAAUACUGUGUAGAAUGUGGGGAUUAUUAUUGUUUGUCCUGCGCGCAAGUUCAUGACGAGGUUCCAUCACUAAAACGACACAAGAUACUUGACAAAGGAAAGUUUCCAUCAAGGUCAAUCACGGCACGGUCACGUUCCGGCAAGACUCAACCUAUGGCACCAACAGAAAGGUGUGAUCGACACAGUCAUCACUAUAUAGACAUGUACUGUCAGAACCAUGAUGAUGUUGGGUGCGAUACCUGUAUGGCAGUAGAUCACAGGUCAUGCCAAGAUAUCUUUUAUAUACCAGAAUUUCUUCAAAAUAACACAAGGAUAUCUCCUGCGAAGACUACAUUGAAGAAAUUAGAAUCAAUUGCGACAACGCUCAAAGCUCAUUAUGAAAAAUUCCAACGUGGAAAACAAAAGCUUGUGAAAAGAAGAGCUUCAACACUAGGAGAUAUCCUAAAGUUUAGAAAGGAAAUUAAUGAGAGACUUGACGAACUAGAGAAGAACACUGUAACUGACACAGAAGUGAGAUACAAAGCCUUAAUAAGCAAGUUAGAGGAAGAAAUGGAAAUAUUAGAGAUAAACAGAGCCAACAUACAAUCCGCAAGAGACAAGCUUGUAUCUGUUGACAAUAACGUUUCACAAAACUUUGUGAAUGAUACUAAAGGUAAAAAUAUAGCUAUCAAGGCCGAAGAAUGCAUUGAAGUAAGCAAAUCACAACUUCCGACAGAAGAUAUUGAUUUUAGACCAGAUCUAAGAAUAUCUGCUUUGUUACAGGAAUUACCUGCCCUUGGAAAUGUUAAACAGAGAGAAACUAUUAAGAUUGAACAAGCUACAACUGUUAAACAACAAGUUUCAGGUCAGAAAAAUGAAAAUUCAAACUUUUAUAAUGUUAAUAACACUGAACAGGAGGCUUUACUUAAGGUAAAAGGCAACAUGACAUAUCAUGUUGAAGUUCGAUCAGAUACAUUUGUAUGUAAUAUUGUCAGUGCCUGUACUCUGGAGGAUGGAACGAUACUACUGUCUGAUUUCAGAAACUACAAGCUUAAACGUUUAGACAGUUCCUCAUACACAGUCAUAGACUACUGUGAUCUGCCUGUGAGACCAUGGCAAGUUUGUUCCAUCAAUAAAUACCAAGCUGCUGUAUGUUUGCCAAACCAGCUAGAAGUUCACUUUAUUUCACUGUCAAACAGAAUGACAUUAACAAACAAGAUAACAACUGAUUUUUACUGUAGUGGUCUAGCAUAUGCUAAUGACAAUCUGUAUAUUUCAGACUUGCAUACAUCAGUUUAUAUAUACAGUGUAUCCGGAAGAAAGCUGAAGCAGUUCAGUAAGGACCAAUCAGGAAAGGAACUGUUCUCUGACAUCAGUAGUCUGGCUGUCAGUGAGGAUGGUUCAAGGAUUUAUGUUGCUGAUAGUUAUGAUGGACUGAUUAUACUGGACAAUAAUGGAAAGGUUGUUGGAUUAUUUGAUGGUCCACAGUUAGAUUAUGCCUAUUGCAGUUAUCUUACAGGAAGUGGAAGUCUGUUUGUGUGUGGAAGAAACUCCAACAAUGUGCUCCAGUUUGGACUUGACGGUAAACUGAUAGGUGAGGUUGUGAAAUUCGAUGAUGAUGCCCGUUAUCAGGCCAUUUGUUGCAAUCAGCAAACGUCAAGGAUGGUUUUAGGCAGAUCUGAGAAUGAAAUUAGAGUGUAUGACAUAAUAUAGUAACUAUGAUCUCAUUCUGUUAAAAUAAGUGACCACAUUAUAUAGACUUAACUGACAUCAGUCAAUUAUUUGUUUACAUAUUGUAUAUAGAGACUAGACAUUGGUGAAUACCACUCAUAGAGAUAUUAUUUAAUACUUGGAUUAUCAUAUAUUUGUAAAUAAACAUAUCUUGAUAAACAAUGAAGAUGAACAUUAUUUUAUUUUGGUAAUGCUUUUUUCUUCAUUUUAUUUUUAAUUUCUACAGGACUUAAAUGAAACUUAAUGUUGUUUAACUUCGCUAUUCAACAGAAACUUUCCAGAUGCUGUAAAUAAGUAAUCAUCAAAUUUUAUGCUGUAGAAAUUUUGCUCACUAUUCAAAAGUUUAAACUGAAAUAUCAAAUUUGAAAUAAAAUAUUUUAAAUGAUUGGCAGUAAUUAAGUACCGAUUAAAGCCUUGUCUGUUCAGUCAGACGUAAAACCAGUGAAAUGCUGGUAGUUCAAACAUAGAUUGUUUUAUUACACAAAUCAUAAAUUCAAAAAGGGAAAUUAGUCCACAUUAGGGAUGCUAUGGUUUCUAAAUGCCACGGGCAUACAUAAAGUGGUGAUAGCGAACGAUCUUUCCACACUUUUAUAUUGAUUUUUUUGCUUGUUUUAAUCCAGUGUUAUGAGGAUGAGUAAAUACCAAGAAAUCAUAAUUAUUCUUUUAAGAAAUCAGUUAGAAUUAAACUUUUGAGGAUGAAUCAACAUGGAUAUUAAUUUAUGCGACGAGUAAACAUUGUCGUAGAGUACGUGCUACAUUCAGUGUGAUAUCUCAAGAUAAAUUAUUCGCAUUAAUUACCUAAUGUAUAUCAGUGACUUCGAUAACUUAACAUUUUUGUCAAAGGCCAAAAAAAGAAAUACUGCUUCAGUACCACAGACACUUGGGGUCAGGACAAAUACACACCCCACUCCCCACAACACAGCCCACUCUCCUCCGUCCCUGGUUAAGUUUAGCGAGUAUUUUUUAGCAUUUAAACAUGUGUUGAGCAUAGGUGACAAUCAUAAAACGCAUUUUAUAACAAUGUCAGCGUGUCCUAAAAGUCCAGUUCUACCAUUAAAAUAAGAAGACGUGAAACAGUGAAACUGACACUAGAAAACAAUAGUCGAUUUAGCUUUUAAAUUAGCACCUACCUAUGAAUCCCUGGUAUCAAUCAACGAUUAUGUAACCGUUCUGUAAAAUAACACCGGUCCUGACAACUGACGUUCGGGUUCCGACGAGAAAUCAAUAAUUAUCAAAACUACAUAUGAAAUUAUGGAGUCAAAGUCAUUAUAGAGAUAAUCAAAGCAACGCAGUUUAUAGU